Molecule: messenger RNA, 1733 nt
Organism: Aspergillus steynii IBT 23096
Lineage: Eukaryota; Fungi; Ascomycota; Eurotiomycetes; Eurotiales; Aspergillaceae
Product: cytochrome P450
Exons: 5
Coding region: 136-1686 (516 amino acids)
Molecular function (GO): monooxygenase activity; heme binding; oxidoreductase activity, acting on paired donors, with incorporation or reduction of molecular oxygen
Source: RefSeq, a predicted model, not a curated record
GUGCCAGAGAGGGGCCCUUGCAGAGACGGAAGAUUAUUGCGACUGCAGUGUUGCGCGAGGAAAUGAAUUUAAUACUGGAGCUCGUCCGGGCUUUGUUGCGGACCAACGCCAUCUUUCAACUCGCCGUGCGAAACCAUGGGCUUCGUGGAUGAUAUUUGGAGCCGGGCGACUCUGCUCAAUUUCGCCCUAGGCACGCUGGCCUACGUCGCGCUGCGCUUCCUCUAUCAGAUUGUCUAUUACCGAUUCUUCCACCCGCUCUCGGUCUUCCCAGGACCUUUCUGGGGUACCGUCACUCGACUUUGGAUCACUUGGCACAACUUGAAUGAAACGGAACUGCCGAUCGUCUCUGCGUUGACGAAGAAAUACGGCCCGGUCGUUCGAAUCACGCCCACUCUCCUCCUAGUCAGCGACCCCAAGAAGCUGCCCGAAAUUUACCACCGCAAUGCCGACAAGACUGCACAUUAUAUCACGGGGACAUUUGGUGAAACCGAGUCGCUGUUUAACAUGCGAUCCCACAAGACCCAUGCUGCGUUUCGCAAGCAUAUCGCGGGGCCGUAUAGUUUCAGCAACGUGAAGAAGAUGGAGCCGUUGGUUGACAUGCGCAUCCGAGACUGGCUUCAGAAGAUGAACGAAAAUUUUGUCAAGACGGGAAAUAGCUUUGAUUUCUCAUGGUGGGCCGUAUACUUCGCCUACGACGUCAUCAGCGAAAUGGGCUUCGGCGCUCCCUUCGGCUUCAUCGAAAAAGGCGAAGACGUCGGAGGCCUCAUCCAAGGAUUCCAUGAUGGCUUGCCCGCAUUCGGCUUCCUGGCCCGUCUGCACCCCUUCACUACCUGGAUCAAGACGACCUUCUUGAAGAAAUACAUCGUGGCAACUCCGCAGGAUGACUCGGGCAUCGGCGUUCUGAUGCGCUUUCGCGACAAGCUGAUCAGUCAACGCCUCCAGGACAUCGAGCAGGGCAAGGAUAUCGGACGAGUGGAUCUGCUGCAGACUUUCGUCGAGGCUCGCACUGAAGACGGGCAGCCGUUGGACUUGGAGUAUCUCAAGGCCGAAGUUCUGCUGGUGUUGCUCGCCGGUGCCGACACCACGGGCACCGUCAUCCAGGCCCUUGUUCAGUAUCUGCUCGCCAACCCGGGGAUCUACGAUCGCAUGAUGGCCGAAAUCGACGAGGUGGCGCGCAAGGGCCUUCUCAGCGACCCGGUCCCGCAAUAUGACGAGGUUCUCGAGCAUCUUCCCUACUACGUGGCGUGCGUGCGCGAGACCUUGCGCCUGAACCCGCCCGCGCCCAACAUCUUUCCGCGAUUCGUGACGGAGCCCGGUAUGGAUCUGUUCGGUCGAUUCGCGCCGGCAGGGACCGAGAUUUCGGGUAACCCCUGGAUCAUACAACGCGAUCAGGCCGUUUUUGGCGAGGAUGCGGACGAAUUCCGGCCAGAGCGAUGGCUGGAUGCCGAGCGUACGAAGCUCUUCAACAAGUACAUCUUGACGUUUGGUUAUGGAACCCGGGUCUGCUUAGGCCGGGAUAUCGCGAUGAUGGAAUUGUUCAAGGGGCCCUUGCAGUUCUUCCGGCACUACAAGCCCAACGUAGUUAGUGAUAAGCCCGUGCCCAAAUUCUUGAUUAAAGGCGGAGUGGGAUUCUGGCGAGACCUGUGGGUGACCAUUGAAAAGCGACCAUCGGUGCAGCCAUUGUAAAGUUGAUUAGAUGCAGCCAUUUCAUUCUCAGACGUCUUCAUUCCAAA